This is a messenger RNA of Ctenopharyngodon idella (grass carp), 1875 nucleotides long. It is a transcript of the gene strap, whose product is annotated as serine/threonine kinase receptor associated protein. Bases 252 to 1241 code for a protein of 329 amino acids. Gene Ontology annotation, molecular function: RNA binding; protein binding. Gene Ontology annotation, cellular component: SMN complex. The transcript has 10 exons. The record is from RefSeq and is a predicted model, not a curated record. NCBI's taxonomy places the organism in Eukaryota, Metazoa, Chordata, Actinopteri, Cypriniformes, Xenocyprididae. Gene Ontology annotation, biological process: spliceosomal snRNP assembly.
CGCGUGCCGGAAAUGAUGUCCGGUUUUCACACUAGUACUUCCAUUAUGUUCCUGUAGCGUUAGCGAGGGCUCGAGUUUAGCUUACACACAUUCACACACACACACACACCUCGUGUAGCUGGUGGCACAGCACUGUAGCUGGGAGUGCAGCUCUGAGCUCCACAAUCCUCCCCGACACGUAAUCUGGCCACAAAGUACUGGAGUGUGUCGUUGUUUUGUUGUCUUUGCAAGGUGCCCACUGCCCAGUAAAUAUGGCUAUGAGACAGACUCCUCUCACCUGCUCUGGCCACACCAGACCUGUUGUGGAUCUGGCGUUCAGUGGAAUAACUCCUUAUGGAUAUUUCCUUAUUAGUGCUUGUAAAGAUGGCAAACCUAUGUUGCGCCAGGGAGACACAGGGGACUGGAUUGGGACGUUCUUGGGUCACAAAGGUGCUGUCUGGGGUGCCACCUUAAAUAAAGAAGCUACAAAAGCAGCUACGGCCGCCGCAGAUUUUACAGCAAAGGUAUGGGACGCUGUCACUGGAGAUGAGGUCCUCACCCUGGCGCACAAGCACAUUGUGAAAUCCGUGAACUUCACACAGGACAGUAACUUUCUCCUGACUGGAGGGAAUGAUAAAGUACUGCGCAUCUAUGACCUCAACAAACCUGAAGCAGAACCCCAGGAGAUUGCAGGCCACACCUCUGCCAUAAAGAAAGCUCUGUGGUGUAACAAUGACCAACAGAUUCUCUCGGCUGCCGAUGACAAAACUAUCAGACUUUGGGACAAGAACACAAAGGAGGCAUUGAAGACACUGUCAUUUGAGGCCUCUGUCAGCAGUAUGGAGUACAUUCCUGAUGGGGAGAUUCUCGUCAUCACGUAUGGGAGAACCAUCGCUUUCUACAAUGCCCACAGUUUGGAUCUGAUUAAGACAGUGGACGCCCCUGCUUCUAUUCACUCUGCCUCACUGCAUCCUGAAAAAGACUUCUUUGUGGCUGGAGGAGAUGACUUCAAGCUUUAUAAAUAUGACUACACCACCAAAGAGGAAAUGGAGUCAUAUAAGGGUCACUUCGGGCCCGUACACUGUGUGCGGUUUAGCCCUGAUGGAGAGCUGUAUGCCAGUGGUUCAGAGGACGGCACUCUGCGUCUGUGGCAGACGGCUGUAGGGAAAACAUACGGCCUGUGGAAAUGUGUCCUGCCUGAGGAGCUGUCGUCAGAGAACUCGGAAGCGCUGUACUGCCCGCCAGCAGAGAUCAAGGCCUGAGUUGGGAGAGAGAGGGAGACAACAAGGCAAAAGAGGAGAGGUCACGGGAGUGGGAGAGGUCAGGGGACGGGACAGGUCAAGGAAACCACACCCCAGCAGAGUGCUGUGCCACCACCCUUCUUCACUUGAGACGGACCGCACUGCCGAGCAUGACUUGAGUGUGGAGAUGAAACAACACACACAUUCACAUUGUGGAAAUGAGCAUCAGGAGACGGCGGUAGAGCUGAGAGCGCUAGUGCAAAUGCUAACCCUCCAGCUGCCUGCUCUUUCUUUGAUACCCAUGAUACACCAGUCAGCUCCUUCAUAAGUGGUCGGUUUCUGCAGCACUGUGAUCACUUUGGUUAAGAUUUUGUUUUUUUUAUUUUUGUUUUGGUGUUACAACGUGCUUUCAAUACAUUUUGUUUGUUAUUGCAAGAGCUCAAUGUUCAGUUUGAUGACAUCUCUCAGCAGUAGUGCUCCUGAGGAACGUGUUAUUCAAAUGUUUAUCAAUAGUAGUGUGAACUUGUAAAUGUUUUCCAUGAGAGUCUGGAAAAUAUGUAAACAUGCUUAAAAGUGACUUAAGUUCUUUAAUAAAUUUGUCUUUGGUUGCAACAUAAGUUGCAUCAUUUGGCCAAUAAAAUGUUGACAUACCUUA